GCACGUCAGCCCCAGGAUCCCCGAGCCCUGCUGUCCCUACCGCCCUCCCGGCAGGUUCCCUGGUCAUCAUCCCAUCCUGGUCCGGAGCCCUCUCCCGGCGGCACGAUGCCAAGGAAACAGUGACCCUGAGUGAGGCCGAGCCGGGUGGCAGGAACUUCUGCAAUGUCCCAUCAACCUCUCAGCUGCCUCACUGAGAAGGGGGACAGCCCCAGUGAAAGCACAGGAAAUGGACCCCCCCAUCUGGCCCAUCCAAACCUGGACACGUUCACCCCGGAGGAGCUGCUGCAGCAGAUGAAGGAGCUCCUUACCGAGAACCACCAGCUGAAAGAAGCCAUGAAGCUAAAUAAUCAAGCCAUGAAAGGGCGAUUUGAGGAGCUUUCAGCCUGGACAGAGAAACAGAAGGAAGAACGCCAGUUUUUUGAGACACAGAGCAAAGAAGCCAAAGAACGUCUAAUGGCCUUGAGUCAAGAGAAUGAGAAACUGAAGGAAGAGCUUGGGAAACUGAAAGGGAAAUCAGAAAGGUCAUCUGAGGACCUCAGUGGUGACUCCAUGCUUCCCGCAGCAGAAGCAGAGCAGGAAAAGGAGCAGCUCAGGACCCAGGUGGUGCGGCUGCAGGCAGAGAAGGCAGACCUGCUGGGCAUCGUGUCUGAACUGCAGCUCAAGCUGAACUCCAGCGGCUCCUCCGAAGACUCCUUUGUUGAAAUUAGGAUGGCUGAAGGAGAAGCAGAAGGGUCAGUGAAAGAAAUCAAGCAUAGUCCUGGGCCCACGAGAACAGUCUCCAUUGGCACGAGCAGAUCUGCAGAGGGGGCCAAGAAUUACUUGGAACAUGAGGAGUUAACUGUGAGCCAGCUCCUGCUGUGCCUAAGGGAAGGGAACCAGAAGGUGGAGAGACUUGAAACUGCACUCAAGGAGGCCAAAGAAAGAGUUUCAGAUUUUGAAAAGAAAGCGAGCAAUCGUUCUGAGGUUGAAACCCAGACAGAUGGGAGCACAGAGAAAGAGAAUGAGGAAGAGAAAGGCGCAGAGACUGUUGGAAGUGAAGUAGAGGCACUGAACCUUCAGGUGACAUCCCUGUUUAAGGAGCUUCAAGAAGCUCAUACAAAACUCAGUGAAGCUGAGCUAAUGAAGAAGAGACUUCAAGAAAAGUGUCAAGCCCUGGAAAGGAAAAACUCUGCAACCCCAUCAGAAUUGAAUGAAAAGCAAGAGCUUGUUUAUCAUAACAAAAAGUUAGAGCUGCAAGUGGAAAGCCUGCUAUCAGAAAUCAAAAUGGAGCAGGCUAAAACAGAGGAAGAAAAGUCCAGAUUAGCCAUGCUACAAUUGACACACAACAAGCUCCUUCAAGAACAUAAUAAUGCAUUGAAAGCAAUUGAGGAACUAACAAGAAAAGAGUCAGAAAAAGUGGACAGGUCAGUGCUGAAGGAACUGAGUGAAAAACUGGAACUGGCAGAGAAGGCUCUGGCUUCCAAACAGCUUCAAAUGGAUGAGAUGAAGCAAACAAUUGCAAAGCAGGAGGAGGACCUGGAAACCAUGAGCAUCCUCAGGGCUCAGAUGGAAGUUUACUGUUCUGAUUUUCAUGCUGAAAGAGCAGCGAGAGAGAAAAUUCAUGAGGAAAAGGAGCAACUGGCAUUGCAGCUAGCAGUUCUGCUGAAAGAGAAUGAUGUUUUUGAAGAUGGAGGCAGUGUUGCUUUUCAUCCCAGCAGGCAGUCCUUGAUGGAGAUGCAGAGCCGUCACGGGGCGAGAACAAGUGACGCUGACCAGCAGGCUUACCUCGUUCAGAGAGGAGCUGAGGACCGGGACUGGCGGCAACAGCGGAAUAUUCCAAUUCAUUCCUGCCCCAAAUGCGGAGAGGUUCUGCCUGACAUAGACACGUUACAGAUUCAUGUGAUGGAUUGUAUCAUUUAAGUGUUGAUGUGUCAUCUCCCCAAAACUGUUGGUAAAUGUCAGAUUUUCUCCUCCAA
Cebus imitator (Panamanian white-faced capuchin) is the source of this 1955-nucleotide messenger RNA. It is a transcript of the gene OPTN, whose product is annotated as optineurin. Gene Ontology annotation, biological process: protein localization to Golgi apparatus; Golgi ribbon formation; regulation of canonical NF-kappaB signal transduction. Gene Ontology annotation, molecular function: K63-linked polyubiquitin modification-dependent protein binding. The record is from RefSeq and is a predicted model, not a curated record. Lineage: Eukaryota; Metazoa; Chordata; Mammalia; Primates; Cebidae. The transcript has 14 exons. The coding region runs from base 163 to 1899 and encodes 578 amino acids. Gene Ontology annotation, cellular component: nucleus; Golgi apparatus; cytoplasm.